UAAUAACAAGUAAUUAGUGGAAAUUUCAACAUUUAAUCUCCAAUAAAACACAGUUGAGCAGAUGGGGAAACAAUACCAAGAAAAUAAAGAAAAAUGGCUAAUUUCAUUGCAGAUACGAAGAACAAGAUUCAAGAUCUGUUCGUAUACCUCGUUUCAUGUGGAAAAUCUUCUAAAGAACUAGGAAAUGACCAAGGGCCAGCAAAAGAUGUAGCAGAAAACGAGCAGGACAAUGGUGGACUGAUAAUAAUAGAUGAAGCAGGAAAUGCACCAAUAGCACCAAUUACAGGUGAACAAGGAAAUAAUGCACAGGAACAACAACAAGAUUUUGCAAUAUUCCCACCCGGAGAUCCAAGAAACAAUAUAAUAUAUGAUCAACCAGAAAAUAAUAAUGAUGAACCAGCUGCAGGAAAUGAACAAUAUUAUGUGCCACCUGUAAACCCUGAAGGUAAAGCAUAUGUUCCUAGAGCUCCAGCCAAACCAGUGCCUCCUAAGGGUGAAACUGGUUAAAAUAAUACAGUCCGACCUUUCUGUAACAAUAUUCUUAUAUAACAAUCAUUUACUAUAAAAAUUUAAUUUUUCCGGA
Messenger RNA from Nicotiana attenuata, 583 nucleotides. RefSeq lists its product as uncharacterized. Bases 94 to 507 code for a protein of 137 amino acids. Lineage: Eukaryota; Viridiplantae; Streptophyta; Magnoliopsida; Solanales; Solanaceae. The record is from RefSeq and is a predicted model, not a curated record. The transcript has 2 exons.